This is a messenger RNA of Rotaria sordida, 1326 nucleotides long. The record is from the annotation of a GenBank genome assembly. Lineage: Eukaryota; Metazoa; Rotifera; Eurotatoria; Philodinida; Philodinidae.
AUGUGUGUUCAAUCAAUACAAGGGGAAAAAGUCUUGUGUCCUGAAUGUCGAGAAGAAACACCAAAGGAAGAGGUGUUAGUUGAUAGGGGUUUUAAAAAUGAUAUGCAAACAUUGGUUAUUCAAUGCUCACUAUGUAAUUGGAAUGACAUAUUGACAAACUAUGAGGAUCAUCUUCAAAAAUCUCAUCUAAAUCCAUCAUGUGAAUUUUGUAACAACUUGUUUAAUUCAGUAAAUGAACUUAACGUACAUAAAUUAUAUGAAUGUGAUAAAAUUACUGAGUGGUGUGCUCUCAAAGAUUUCGGAUGUUCAACACUCAUUAUUCGAGCACAAAAAUGGGAACAUUACAAAACUGAACAACAUCAAGUUGCAAUAAUGACGUUUAUACGUCAUGCCGCGUCCAAAUAUCCAAAUAAUUCAUAUAAUAGAGGCUCUACAAUGGAUGUUGAUAUACCUUCUCAUACUACGAUGUCUUCUUUCGACAGCAUUACUAUGCAAUUACAAGAAGCUUGUCAAACUCUUGAUAUUCUCUCUGAUGGAGUUUCAACAUUAAAUGAAGAUAGAGAACGACUUAAUCAGGAAUCAAAUUUUAUAAACAACAGAAUCGAAUCAUUGACUAGUGAUUUUGCAAGAUUGAAAUUAAGUAUUGAAGAGAAAAUUACAUGUUUAGAUGAAUUAAAACGUAAUCAAGAAAUUCUUGAUCAAGAAAUUGCAUCAUCAAAACAAAAAAUGGAUGAUAUGCAAAAUGUUUCGUAUGAUGGUACAUUAUUUUGGAAAAUAACAAAUGUUAGUAGCAAAAUGGCUGAUGCAAAAUCAAAACGACAAACAUCAAUUUAUUCGCCUCCAUUUUUUUCAUCACAUACCGGCUAUAAAAUGCGAGCUCGUUUAUAUUUUAAUGGUGAUGGAAAUGCUCAUCAUACACAUAUAUCACUGUUUUUUAUUCUCAUGCGAGGUGAAUAUGAUGCUAUACUCAAGUUUCCGUUCAAUUAUAAAGUUAUAUUUUGUUUGUUCGAUCAAACCCCGAAGCAACAACAUAUAAUUGAUUCAUUUCUACCGAAUACGAAAUCAAAUAGUUUUCAACGUCCACAAUCUGAAAUAAAUAUUGCAAGUGGUUUGCCGAAGUUUUGUCAAUUAUCUAUAAUUCAAGCCGAUGGAAAUGGUUAUAUUCGAGAUGAUACAAUGUUCAUUAAAAUUAUGGUGGAUUUUGAUGAUUUAUCGGAAAACUUAUUACGAUUUGUAUUAGGUCUUAAUCCAGGAUUUCCAAUCACUAUUCAACAAGCUAUUAUUAAACAAGAAUCAGAAAAACAAAUUCAACAAACAUCAACUUGA